AUGAAAAAACGUUCAUUGAUGAUGGCAGGGUGUAUUCUUGUUGCAUGUCAAUUAUCUCUGAUGCUUACUCAUCAAUAUUUUGGAUCUCAAGUUAAAAAAAGCGUUAUGUCUAAUUUAACUUCAUUAAUGAUACCAUUCGAACAUAUGACUCGAAAUUCGACAUUCUGCUGCUCGGAUGUUACACUUCAAGAGCGAUAUAAGUUGGAAUUUCAACAACUUGAACAUUAUCGUUUAGGUCAAUCUUAUAAACAACCAACAAUACAUAGACAUUCAAAACAAUGGAAAUGGCCCUUUAUUGAUAUUUUUUUUUAUACGGAUAAUUCUACACAUAUUGAAUCGGAUAUCUCUAUCGAAAAAGAUAUUAUAUUUCCACUAAUAUUACGUCCAAUAGCUACUCUUUGGUUACCUGGACCACGUAAUGUGCAUAUGUUUAUUAAAAAGAUAUCAGAAUAUUAUUAUUCAGAUUUAGCAUUUGAUGAUAAGUGUUAUUUACAAAAAUAUUCACAUCGAGAUGAAAAAGAAAAAUAUAAACAGAAAACUGUGAAUUGUACACAAUUACGUAAUGUUUAUCCAUAUAUUCGACGAAUUUGUGAUAAUGAUUAUUGUGAUGAAUAUUUUAUGUUAAAUGACGUAACAACAUUAUAUGUUCUGAAAAUGGCUAAAGAUAAAUAA
Molecule: messenger RNA, 672 nt
Organism: Rotaria sordida
Lineage: Eukaryota; Metazoa; Rotifera; Eurotatoria; Philodinida; Philodinidae
Source: the annotation of a GenBank genome assembly